UAAGGGUCGUCCCAGCCCCUCUCCCACUUCGGGAAAGUCGGCUUGGCCAGCCAAGGUACCGGAUACAACUUCUCCGCGUACGUCACCGCGUCGAGCUCGGGCAGUUGCACCCGCACCGGCGGCGGCCUCCGUAAUGGAUCAGAGUGAAGAAGUCUGGCUGUCUCUGAAGCCCAGAGAGCCACUGUCAUCUCAGUGCUGUGGCAGUGGCUGCAAACCCUGCAUUUAUGACAUAUAUCAGGAAGACCUAAAGAAGUGGGAAGAGGCCAAGGCAAAAGAAGAUAUAAGCCUCCUCUCCAGAAAGAAGCAGCAAAGUAGCAAUUCAGACCUAACUCCAGAAACAUUUAUGGCUUUCAUCAUAAGUUCUGUGACUCAAUUGACUGAGGACACCUACCAGUACACUUUUAAAUUGCCUGGAAACAGCAGCUUGGGGUUGAGUUUAGGACAACAUAUUGUUCUAAGAGGAAUAGUGAACGGUUUGGAGGUUCAGAGAGCUUAUACUCCAAUUACGCCUGUGAAUGCCGAAGGGUUCUUUGAAGUUUUAAUAAAGUGCUAUAAAACUGGACUAAUGUCCCAAUACAUAAAAUCAUGGAAAAUGGGAGAUGCCAUUUUUUGGAGAGGACCAUUUGGAGGCUUUGCUUAUACAGCCAAUCGGUAUGGAGAACUCCUCAUGCUCGCUUCUGGGACAGGCAUUGCACCAAUGCUUCCUAUUAUCCAGUACAUAACUGAAAAUGAAGAUGAUGAAACUUUUGUAACUCUGGUAGGCUGCUUCAGAACUUUUGAAAAUAUUUACAUGAAAACUCUUCUUCAAGAACAGUCUCGAUUCUGGAACAUCAGGACAUUUUAUGUAUUAAGCCAGGAACAGUCACUUAAAAAUCUGCCAUGGAGCUUUCGAGAGACUACACAACUUGGUCGAAUAGAUGAAAGUUUGAUUAAGAGUAUGGUGAACACAUGUAGAAGGCAACCAUUUGUUUUAGUAUGUGGCUCAGUGACAUUUAAUGAAGAUAUGGAGAAGCACUUGAAAGCAAUUGGUUUUGAAAACGAGUCAUAUUUUAUAUUUUAAAUCACUUCAAAUAAAGUGGGCAUCUCGGCUACAGAUAUUAUUAAUGGACAGGUCUGCUGAACUAUUUUUAAACUUUAUAUGAUGUAUAUAAAGAAUUUUAUGAAUGGUUCCAUAAAUUAACAUUUCAGAGCUAAUUAUAUUACUUUUCAGUUUGUUGCAAAUGUUUUGUACAAUUCCUCUACCUUUUGUGGGAAAAUUGAGAUCUGGUAUAGUGCAAUAUAUAUAGUACAGGAACAAGGAUCAGAGUCAUCAUUCUGAUCUUCCAGCUAUUGAUCUGAGUUGGCUGAAAAUCUUUCUCCAUGCCCAGCUAAAUCACAUGCAAGAAUUACCCUAUAGAAAUAUAUCUCUUGCUAUGUUGUAUUGUGGAUGAUAUCUGAGCAGAACAUUCUGCUGUGUAGCUGUAUAUUAUCAGAGUUUUGCCUUAUUAGCAUUCUCUGCAAAAUGAUUUUUAAAAAAUUGAAGGAAACAUUGUGAAUUUCAUCCUAGUACACCCUAAAUCCACUGGAUUGCCACUUCUUUAAGAAUCACAAUAAUUGGAAACAGUGGAUUCCAGUAUUAUUUUAUUCCUAUUAAUUUAAAUAUACAUUUGUGAAAUAUCCCAACAAUUAUUUUGCUAGCAAAGCAGUAAUUGUUAUAAUAAAUAACAUAAUAAAUAAACAGAAUUGCAUUUUUUUUCACAGUAAGUCUCCAAAUCAUGCUGGUUAUGAUUUUUCUGUUUUUGUUUAUAAUGGAGCACUGAAUCCAAUAAAACGCUAACUGAUAAGAAUAACAUUAAGCUUGGUUAUAUUUUAACUUUUACAGGUAGCAAAAUCUACUAUAAUAAGAGACUGAAACAGUUUCAUUUUAUAUCAUAAGGACUACAUCUGAUCUGUUUUAGAGGGAACAAACAUAUUGAUCUCUAAAACCAAGGAAACCUGACAUUUUAGUCUAAUGGAAAAUUGCAUUGUUUUGUUUCAGUCAUGGAAACUGCUUUGCGAAUAGAAAAUGCCCCAACCUUAGUGAAUAUACUUUUCCCAGUAGCAAUAGAAUAAUCUAUAAAACUUUUCUUCUAAGUAGAGAAAGGUUAUAGCUUGGUGCUAGAAAGUCUGCUUUUCUACAUAAUAUGUUUCGAGCUUGAGUUUGUCAUAUCUUUAUUUAGCCUAAUCUUAACAGGAGCUCAGUGAUAUGACAAACAUUUCUGUAGGGUUAUACUGAAUGUGGAAUCAUAGGAGACAGACUUGAUCCAAAUAUAAAACACGUGUAUCCCCAUUACCUUCAUCUUCAGAUAGUAGUAAGGAAGAUCUAGCUAUCCAGCAAUAUAAUAUUUCAGCUUUCAAUCUGAAGAACAAUUGAGAAACAAUGAACCAAUGUUCUACAAUGAGGAUUUGAAAUUUGCAGCUUGUUUUAUCCCGUCGGCCAGAUAAUGUCGGCUGGCGGGCCCUCGGGGAAGGGCCUUUUCUGUGGUGGCUCCGACCUGGUGGAAUCAACUUCCCCCCGAGGUUCGAACUACUCCCAUCCUGCCGGCCUUUAAGAAAGCCAUUAAAAC
This is a messenger RNA of Crotalus tigris (Tiger rattlesnake), 2585 nucleotides long. It is a transcript of the gene CYB5R5, whose product is annotated as NADH-cytochrome b5 reductase-like. The record is from RefSeq and is a predicted model, not a curated record. Lineage: Eukaryota; Metazoa; Chordata; Lepidosauria; Squamata; Viperidae. Bases 134 to 1060 code for a protein of 308 amino acids. The transcript is spliced from 7 exons. Gene Ontology annotation, molecular function: oxidoreductase activity.